Lagenorhynchus albirostris (white-beaked dolphin) is the source of this 1332-nucleotide messenger RNA. It is a transcript of the gene SNURF, whose product is annotated as SNRPN upstream open reading frame. Bases 127 to 345 code for a protein of 72 amino acids. Lineage: Eukaryota; Metazoa; Chordata; Mammalia; Artiodactyla; Delphinidae. Gene Ontology annotation, cellular component: nuclear speck. The transcript has 3 exons. The record is from RefSeq and is a predicted model, not a curated record.
GGGGUUGCCGCGCACGCGCAGGCAAAGCCGGCGUAUUUCUUGGUGCCGCCCCGGCAAAGGCCGCGUAGAGUGGAGCUGCUGCCGGAGAUGCCUAACGGUGUGUUCUGAGGAGCGGCCAGCGGCGCGAUGGAGCGGGCCAGGGACCGUUUACACCUGAGACGGACCACAGAACAGCACGUACCAGAGGUAGAAGUCCAAGUCAAACGGAGAAGAACAGCCUCACUGAGCAACCAGGAGUGUCACCUGUAUCCAAGGCGAUCUCAGCAGCAGCAGCAAGUACCUGUGGUGGAUUUCCAGGCGGAACUGAGACAGGCAUUCUUAGCUGAGACACCAAGAGGUGGUUAAAGAAGUAUUGGAACACCCAGGUAGCUGAUUCCAAGAGAGAAAACAAAAUAAAACAGGUUAGAGCUGAUGCAGUCAUGAUCAAGAAUAAAGAACUAAUUAAAGGGUAGGGUGUUUGGAGGUCAUUUAAUUAUUUGGGUUAUGUCCAAAGAAGUUUUUUUUCUUAAAGGCUUCAUACAAAUAAAUACAUAGCAGAAAGUUUAAAAAAGUAAAAGCAGGGUCUUAAUGCUUUUACCCUGAUGCUUGUCAUGUAUUACUUUUCAGACAUUGUAUAGUCCUUGCUUUUUUAGGUAGUUCUUUUUUUUUUUUUUUUUUUGUGGUACAUGGGCCUCUCAGCAGCCAUGGCUCACGGGCCUAGCUGCUCUGUGGCGUGUGGGAUCUUCCCGGACCGGGGCACGAACCCAUGUCCCCUGCAUCGGCAGGUGGACUCUCAACCACUGCGCCACCAGGGAAGCCCUAGGUAGUUUUUUUUAUUCAUAUUUAACUUGUACUGAUUUUCACCGUAACAUAUGAAAAAUAUUUCAUUAUAAAUAGCUGCUGAAUAUCCUGCUAAUAUGUUUUAUAAUUUCUUUUUGUGAGAGACUUCAUUUUUUUUCUGCUGGUAGUUUGAAAUAAAGCUUCAGUGAAUUGCUUUGCAUAAAACUUUAGAUAGGAUCAUUUCCUUGGAUAUGCAGAUGUAAAAAUAAAUUGAGUCAAGGAAUUUGAAAUUAAGGUACAUUUUCUGAAUUGUAUUAUGAAUUAUUACAUUAGUCUGUUGUCAUGAAAAAAUAUAGUGCCAGUUACACUUUCAUCUUCAUUGUUUAUGUUAAUUAUAUAUAAUUUGUUUCUAUUGAAUUAUAAAUACAUAUCACAUUCAUUAGCAAAUGAGAAGCUAAGUAUUUCCCAUGCUUAUUUACUAAUUUUUUUGUUUUAUCUUUUUCUUACCUUUUUUUACCAAUGUGUUUGAAUCAUCUGACAAUGUAAUAAAGCUAUUAAUCUAUGAUUUUUCAA